Molecule: messenger RNA, 825 nt
Organism: Pyrenophora tritici-repentis Pt-1C-BFP
Lineage: Eukaryota; Fungi; Ascomycota; Dothideomycetes; Pleosporales; Pleosporaceae
Source: RefSeq, a predicted model, not a curated record
AUGUUUGAACUCCAUGAGGCGGGGUAUACCGCGAAGAAUUGCCUGGUCAUCCUCGUUUUCUCAGGCCAUGGGCUCAGCGACCUAGCACCCCCGCAAGAUCGCAUACGAGCCGAUGGGUGGACCCUCAAGCUCUGUGGCGCCAUGAAUGCCAGAGGGACGCCCUCGACCCCAACUCUUGACUGGAACAUGGCAACCUCAGCAAUGAAUUCAAGCGAAUGUGACGUAGUUCACAUACUUGACUGCUGCUUUGCAGCUGAGGUCUGCAAUGGAGGAGUCGAAAUACUUGGAGCAAGUGCACGGAAUGAACCGGCCGAGGCAGAUCCCGCAACAUGCUUCACGGAGGCACUGAUCGAAGAGCUCCGCCGUCUUUCUUCUCGUCCAACCACUAUAGUAAUGCUCUUUAGCGAGAUCAUGGUGAACAGACGUGCACAUGGGCUGCUAUCAAUCCCCUUCUACAACAGAAAACCAGGCAAAGAAUCGGUUAUCCUCCCAACAAAAGGCAGGCAAGGCAAGAACAAGGCGCCACAGAUCCGACCGGACAGCGCACGCAUCUUGGUCACGGCGCAUGUAGAUGAGAGUGUUGCCCGUGGUAACGUCUCCGAUCUCAAGAAUUGGCUCACGACCAUGUUGCUGGCUUCAGUCUUGGGCGUGGACAUCACACUGGAGGGUGUAUGGAAUUCCAGCUCUUCUAUCAUCAUGUUUUCCAUGCCAGUUUGUGUCUGGUCUCAGCUUAACUCAUUCAACGGCGCCUUCACCUACGUUGGUGAGGUGACCUCUCGCAACUAUCUCUUAGAGCAGAGCGCUCAAGGCCGGACAAAGUGUUAG